GCAGAAAACCGAUAUGAGUUCACAAGGAAACACUAACAUUUAGCUUUUCAUUAUCCCUGCUUCUUCAUUAAGACAUGAAAUCUGCUAACGUUUAGGAAAAUUUAUCAUUUUAAUAGUUUUCUUUCCACAUUUUCUGACUUUCAUUAAUUUAUAAUGGGAUUACGCGCAUUUGGCACUUUUUACGCAUGCUUCUGUAUAUUUGUUGUGCUCCUGCAAUUAUGCUGCUCUCAGAGGAAUCCGGGUGGGCAACAAAGAAAUGACCGCAGAGGCGCUUUUCGGCAGACGCUGCAGUGGUCUCACAACGGCAAGGUUUUCAGCCUUUUAAGCCAGGGUUCAGAGUACGUCCCUCCGAAGCGCAGGGGCGCAGCGCAAGAAGAGGAACAGCCUCGACCUGUCGCCAUCAUCCGAGAUGCGGACGUGAGACACCAGGAUUCCCCGAGUCAGCAGCAGCAGCAACAGCCUCCCCGAAGCCUCCUGACUCUUGUGAGAGGGCAAGAGCACCGUCAGCAUCUUCACCAGGAACGACCCGCGGAGCUCACCAGAGCGCAAAGGAACCGCACAUCCAAUGCGAGCCAGGAAAAUGUCCAAGUCAGUCCGCCUCUGCCCAGAGUUAAUGACAUGAUGGUCGGUGAUGACCCUUACGAUCCAUACAAGUCCAUUGACAAUAAUAAUCCAUAUUACAAUUAUUAUGAUGUUUAUGAGAGACCAAGACCAAGGUCAAGACCUGGAUAUGGCACAAGGUAUCAUCAGUAUGGUCUCCCUGAUCUUGUGCCUGACCCAUACUACAUUCAAGCUUCAGUUUAUGUCCAAAGGGCACCAAUGUACAACCUGAGAUGUGCAGCUGAGGAAAACUGUUUGUCAAGUUCAGCGUAUGGAGCAAGAGACUAUGACACCAGAGUGCUGCUGAGGUUUCCCCAGAGAGUUAAGAACCAGGGCACCGCUGACUUCCUCCCAAGCAGGCCACGCUACUCCUGGGAGUGGCACAGCUGCCACCAGCACUACCACAGCAUGGAUGAGUUCAGCCAUUACGAACUGCUGGAUGCCACCACUCAGCACUCGGUGGCAGAGGGCCACAAGGCUAGCUUCUGCUUGGAGGACACCUCCUGUGAUUACGGAUACUACAGGAGAUACGCCUGCACGUCACACACCCAGGUCACAAAAUGAGCUCCGGUUUUGUAACCUUU
Molecule: messenger RNA, 1184 nt
Organism: Cyprinodon variegatus (sheepshead minnow)
Lineage: Eukaryota; Metazoa; Chordata; Actinopteri; Cyprinodontiformes; Cyprinodontidae
Gene: loxa
Product: protein-lysine 6-oxidase-like
Exons: 4
Coding region: 154-1164 (336 amino acids)
Biological process (GO): peptidyl-lysine oxidation
Molecular function (GO): copper ion binding; protein-lysine 6-oxidase activity
Source: RefSeq, a predicted model, not a curated record